Molecule: messenger RNA, 1008 nt
Organism: Nothoprocta perdicaria
Lineage: Eukaryota; Metazoa; Chordata; Aves; Tinamiformes; Tinamidae
Gene: GBX1
Product: gastrulation brain homeobox 1
Exons: 2
Coding region: 1-1008 (335 amino acids)
Biological process (GO): regulation of nervous system development; regulation of transcription by RNA polymerase II
Cellular component (GO): nucleus
Molecular function (GO): RNA polymerase II transcription regulatory region sequence-specific DNA binding; DNA-binding transcription factor activity, RNA polymerase II-specific
Source: RefSeq, a predicted model, not a curated record
AUGCAGAGACCCAGCGGCCAGGGGACCGCCUUCUCUAUCGACUCGCUCAUCGGGACGCCACCGCCGCGCUCCGGGCACCUGCUCUACACCGGCUACCCCAUGUUCAUGCCGUACCGGCCGCUAGUGCUGCCGCAGGCGCUGUCCCACGCGCCCCUGCAGUCGGGGCUGCCGCCGCUGGCGCCGCUGGCCUCCUUCGCCGGCCGACUCACCAACACCUUCUGUGCCAGCCUGGGCCAGGCCGUGCCCUCCAUGGUGGCGCUCACCACGGCACUGCCCAGCUUCUCGGAGCCCCCCGACGGCUUCUACCCACCGCAGGAGCUGCCACCGCCGCGCACCAACCCCGACGCCGGCUGUCGGCGUGGCGCCGACGGCCUGGAGGCGGAGGAGCUGCCGCCGGGGCGCGACAAGGGGCCUCCCGAGCCCCCGCUGCACUUCCCGGACCCGUUUCCCGGCCUGGCAGCGGGCGCUGAUGCUGUGUGCCCUGCAGAUGGGAAGGCGUACAGCUCAGACGAGGAGAAGCUGGAGGUGAAGUCAGCGGCGACGCCUUGCAGCGAGCGGGAGGAGGAGAGCUCGGCGGGCGACAGCGAGGACGAGCCCUUCCUGGACGGCGCAACCGGCGGCGCGCUGGGCACCAAGGGCAAGGGCAAGGGCGGCCCUGCGGCCGAGCAAGCGCCGCCGGGCUCCGGGGCCGGCAAGAGCCGGCGGCGGCGCACGGCCUUCACGAGCGAGCAGCUGCUGGAGCUGGAGAAGGAGUUUCACUGCAAGAAGUACCUGAGCCUCACGGAGCGCUCCCAGAUCGCACAUGCCCUGAAGCUCAGUGAGGUUCAGGUGAAGAUCUGGUUCCAGAACCGCCGUGCCAAGUGGAAACGCAUCAAGGCAGGCAACGUGAGCAACCGCUCAGGCGAGCCCGUCCGCAACCCCAAGAUCGUGGUGCCCAUCCCGGUGCACGUCAACCGCUUUGCCGUGCGCAGCCAGCACCAGCAGAUCGAGCAGGGCACCCGGCCCUGA